AGAUUCAAAACAAAUUCAAAAAGGACCAUCUGUAUGAGUUAAGUGACAGAUGACAGCAUCUCAAAAAUCAGGAAUUAAAUCACUGAAGAGGGGGAUGACAAAAUCUCAAGAGCACACAAGAAAUACACUUGCUUUGAUACGUUCGAUAGGAAAAGUUAAAGAAAGGAAGAUUUUUUUUAAAGAAAAAACUAUAAAUUGUUGAAAGAAAAUUUGUUAAAGCAAAACCAGAAAAUAAAAAAGUGAAAGAAUUUAAAUACAACUAAAUCGAUCAAAUUUGAUAAUUUUAUGAAAUAGCAAUUGAAUACAUAAUAGUUGUGUGUAGGUGUGUGUUUGCAUGUGUGUUCCUGCAUAGAGUAUCCUUUUUCUUGGCACAUCAACUUCCACCUAUUAAGUCAUCUUCCUUUGCUGACUGUUCGCGGAUUUUACAAAUUUAAUUAUGGGCAUUAAUGAAAUCUCACAAAUGGCUGCAACGGAUGAUGCCCUGGUCACAAAUGGUUCAAAAUUAACCCUGGAUCUAUUUGCCGAUAUUUUCCGAUGCAUCGAACCGGAAGUACAAAUCGAUACAUUUGAGGAAGAGCAAGGAUCCGGCCGCGGUGACAAUUACACAGCCACCCUUUAUCGCAUCCACCUGGCGGGCCAUCGCAAAUGUCCGGACGAUGGCAAAAAACAAAAAUGGGAACACAAUGUCAUCUGCAAACGUUUGCCGGAGAAUCCAAAACUGCGGGAGGCUUACAAGAGUGAUAAGUUGUUUAGGAAUGAAAUUGAAUUCUACACCUCCAUAAUGCCGGAACUUUUGAAGUUUCAAAGUACCAAAACUUCGGAACUAUUCCGGGCCAUGCCGAAAUGUUAUUAUGCCCGGUCGGAUCUGCUUAUAAUGGAGGACCUGCGGACACGUGGUUUCCAAAUGCCCGAUCGAAAACAGGGUCUAACCAUAGACGAAACCCAAAUGGUGUUGAAACAAGUUGCCCAGCUGCAUGCCCUUAGUUUGGCCUACAAAUUUGAAAAUCCCAAACAAUUUGAGAAUCUACGCAAGCUAACGGAGGAGGGGUUGUUCUCCAAUGACAAUGUCAGUUGGUACCGGAAGUACUAUGAGACCUUAACCAAAAAUGCCCUUAAAAUGGUCUCCGAUGUCCUGCCGGAAAACUCCAAAUAUUUACAGGCAUUCAAAGAGUUUGCCGAGACAACGACAUUUUUCCAACGCAUGGUCAGCAUGGUUAGUGAAGAGUCCGCAUUGUCGGCAUUUUGCCAUGGCGAUUGUUGGGCCAACAAUUUUUUGUAUCGUUAUGAUGUCCAGCCAAGUGGCGAGAAAAAGGUUGUGGAGGUCUGCUUGGUGGAUUUCCAGUUGAUACGUUACAGCUCCAUAGCCCUGGAUGUGGCCAAUCUAAUAUUUUGUUGUACCAACAAAUCCAUGAGAGAUGCCCACUUGGAAGAGUUCCUUAAUUUGUAUACCCGAGAAUUGUUUAAAUGGCUGCAGUUGUUGUGCGUAAAGAUACCAGAAUUCUGUAAUAGCUUGGAGAAACUUAGUGAGAUAUUCCGUUCUGAAUUAAAAACUUAUGGCCGUUUUGCUUUGGGCUUGUCGCUGGACAUAAUACCAAUAAGCACAUGUUCCUCUGAGGAUGCUCCCGAUAUGUAUAUAAAUCGUUCCAACAGCGAUGGCAUGGAUGGCUGCCAGUAUGGGGCACCAGAAUUGAAUUUUCCACCCAACGAUUUGUGCCGUCAGAAAAUGUCGGAAAUCCUUAUCGAUAUGGUCGAUAAUGGCAUGCUAUAAAAACGAAACAUUUAGAUUUCAAUAUUAGAACUUAGAGAUUGAAAAUAGGAAAAGAAAACAAAAUACGAACUCGUAAAUAUAUUUCUAAAUUAUAUUAAAAAAUAUAUAAAACGAUA
Molecule: messenger RNA, 1884 nt
Organism: Musca domestica (house fly)
Lineage: Eukaryota; Metazoa; Arthropoda; Insecta; Diptera; Muscidae
Exons: 7
Coding region: 437-1768 (443 amino acids)
Source: RefSeq, a predicted model, not a curated record